This is a messenger RNA of Chiloscyllium plagiosum (whitespotted bambooshark), 3574 nucleotides long. It is a transcript of the gene spats2, whose product is annotated as spermatogenesis associated serine rich 2. The record is from RefSeq and is a predicted model, not a curated record. Gene Ontology annotation, molecular function: protein binding. Lineage: Eukaryota; Metazoa; Chordata; Chondrichthyes; Orectolobiformes; Hemiscylliidae. Gene Ontology annotation, cellular component: cytoplasm.
GCGCUGAGUUGUUCAGAGUUUUGUUGCGGUCUCAGUUCGAGAAAUGCUAUUGUGGUCGUUUUUCCUGAAGGAGGUUCACCUCUGACCUAUCUUUAGAGUCCUUAUUAAAAUAACUCUUUAAUACUGCUUCUUUAGUCUAAAGUAUUGGAAAGUCACCAGGUGGGGGAAGAUGUGGGAGGGAGAAUUGCGAGACGAAUUUCACAGGAAAUCUCGGGUUGCUUAGCUUCUCUGAGAUUGCAAGACCAGUCCUGUUGAGAUCAGGCUGACCACCUGGCUGUUUUAAUUAAGAGAGGGGAUUGAGAGAAAGAGAGGACAAAGGAUUUAUUAUUGGAUCGCUCCAGUUUGAAAAAAUAAAAACAAGCAACUGCAGGCAAAGGAGGGAAACCUGGUCACUGACUGCAAGGUUUAUUUGUUGCGUUGGGAGGGAAUUCUGAGACAAAAAGACCCAAAGAGCUAACUGAUCACUGGGCCCCUCUGCAGAAUCGUCCCCACAAAGAAAGGCUUUGUGAUAGAGAAACUCUUGCGCUUCUCCUUCCAUCCACUGACGAAUACGCCGUUUUCCGUAAUUACAUUCAUAAGUCCUGAUUUUUCUUUGAAAGUGAUUGCAAGAGAAGUCCCAGAGACUGCUGAAUGGUGAGGAUCUUUAACGCAAAGUGUAUCUGCUUGGAGGAGGGAAGACGUUGAUUACCGAGUUCAGUUUAUCAAGUCGAACUCAGUAGCAAACUUUUUUUUAAAAAAAGAAAACGGAGAUGGCUAAAAAGCAAAAUCAAAAGGAUCCCACUGGAGUCAUGUUUGACACUCGAUUCAAAGCAGUGAUGGCCCAGGGAGGAUCUAAUGACAACAUAAAGGAAAAGAUUAGUGCUGUCCGUGCAAUAGUCCCUAACAGAAGUAAUAAUGAGAUAAUUCUAGUGUUGCAACAUUAUGAUAACUGUGUCGACAGAACAGUACAAGCUUUUAUGGAAGGUUGUGCUGCAGACAUUCUCAAGGAAUGGAGUGUAACAGGAAAGAAAAAGAACAAAAAGAAGAAGAUUAAACCAAAGGCAGAAGUAAAAACAGAACCAGAGCAACUGCAGUCUACAAAUGCAGACAACAAAUGUGCUGUCAAUUCUGGUGAACUGUCUACAACUUCUUGGGAGAAGGACGAAAUAAACAGUUAUCAUGUCAACGGAUCUGUAAAUGAUGAAUCAGUAGAUUCUCUUAGUGAACAGUUAGAUGCCCUUUCCGUGGAUGCCCAAGAGCUGGAAGAUUCAGAAUUGAUGACUCCUGAUAGCGAUAGUAUAAUGGAAUCUGUAACAGAAGAUGAAAAGUGUAAAGCAGAAUCAAAAUUCCAACCCCGCAACUUCCAUAGCUCUCAUUCUACUAAAACAUAUCAACAAAAGAAUACAGCAAAGUCUAGGUCACGAGCUCCUCCAGGAUCACAAACCUCGACCUCCCUUUCCCUAGUCAUGCCAGAUGAUGGUGGAUUUAUUUCAUCUAAGAAUAAAAAAAUAGGUACUAAUAUAGAGAAGUCAGCAAAAGACUUGCAGCGAUGUACUGUGUCCCUAGCUAGGUACCGGGCGGUUAUUAAAGAGGAAAUGGACAUUUCUAUUAGGAAGAUGAAGCUGGCAUUUGCUGAACUACAGAACUGUUUUAUGGACAGAGAGGUGGCACUGUUGGGAGAAAUGGAUAAAGUCAAAGCAGCAGCAUUGGAUAUCUUGGAUAGUCGUCAGAAGAGAGCUGAAGCAUUAAAAAAAAUGACGGACAAUGCAGUCCGCAUGUCUGAGGAGCAGCUCAUGGAACUCAGAGCUGAUAUUAAGCACUUUGUUAGUGAACGAAAAUAUGAUGAAGACCUGGGGCGAUGUGCACAGUUCACCUGUGAUGUGGAAGAACUUAAAGCGAGUAUCCAAGCCUUUGGACAAGUGUCUCAUCCCAAGAACAAUUACUCUGCCAGGUCAAGGUGUAGUUCUGUCUCGUCAGUAUCAGUGACGAGUCGGAGUGAUAUUUCAGCUCCCAACUGUACUUCAGACCUCAGCCUUACUAAGUCGGUGAAGAAUAGUCCAUGUUCUGGAGACAUUUCCAUUGCUUCAGCCAACUCUGCAAACCAAACUUGCUCGUCAAAUCGACUGGUUCCCCAUGGAAAUAGAAGAGCAGGUUAUCGUCCUGGAGAGAAUAGGAUAAAUGGCCCAAGCCACUUUGGAAGAAAUGAAUAUAGGAAUCGGUACCGCAAUGGACCAAAAAAUUACUCUGACAUUCGAUACAAUCCACAAUCUUCACCCCGUGGUUUUAACACUGAUAAGAGCCAAACCUCCAACACUCGAUACAAGCCGCAACCUGCACCCUGUGAUUCUGCCACUGAUGAGAGUCAAAUAUGUUCUACAGCUUCAAAUGAUACAGCUGUAUCUUCUGACCCCAGCCAGUCAUCUUUACCUCCUGUUCCUGCCAGUGCCCUGUCUCAACGUAGGCCAAAAUCAAGUGCAAACAAAACCUCUGUGAACUGCUGAAAGAUUCUGACGUCCAGCAACAUGCCAACGUCAUGGCUAGAUAUGAUGAAACACAAUGGGUUUACAUUGACCUUGUCUGUGCCACCAGUGAUUUGCCUUGCAAUUGUUUCCUCUUCCUCUUUGUUUUCAGAUCAACCUUUUUCAUAUUUUCACAAGUUCUUGAAUCGAUAGUGUCGAUAAUUGUUAUUCCUGGAAGAGGGACCACCACUUGGCUAUACUUUAGAACGUUAUUUAAGCAUUGUUGCCUGGUUUGUCAUGAUUAAAUCAGUUAAUUUUACUUUGAACACAACAGUUUCAAGAAAUCACUAUACAUCUCAAACUGUUAGGAAAUAAAGUGCCUUGUACCUAUAGUGUUCAUUUCAAACCCUUAAAUAUUGCACACACACUUAAAACUCAAAAGGACCAAAGACCUUCAAACUUUGCUGUUAUCGUUGUGCUAGAGAUCACCAUCUAAUUGUAAACGAGUACAAUGGUGACCCUUAAUUUUCUUUCUAAUUAAAGUUAUGUAUUUGGAUGAAACUGUUUUUAGCAGUGAACUGCCUGUAACCUGCAUUUUGUGGAGAUGAUAUGCUGACAGGAUGCCAGAUAACUUUUCCCAUUCAUUCAGGCUAUAUUCACAAAAUAAUUAUAGCACAGUAGUGAAGUGGCUUGCUUUUAUACUGAUACAGUAGUUAUAGUUUGAAUUCAGAGACAGGGCCUGGCUGAUAGGAAACACAGAUUUGCCAGAGGAAAUCGUCUCUACUUCCUUUUGAAGUCAUCCGGCAAACUUAGUGUCAGUGGGAACCUGAAAUCACUUUGGACCUAAUGUUAAAAUUUGUAGUGUGAAUACAGAAGAAUUGAUCCAAAGUUUUAGUGGUACCUUUGCUGAACUAGCUUCUACUAGCUUCUGUCUGUCACACCAAAAGUUCUUUCUAUAUUUUUCCCUGAAUAUAAAUUCACCUAAGUCUGAACAGUGAAUCCACUUUCAGUUCUGCAUGUCUGAGGUGAUUCCCUUUUAAAAUAGGUUUUAGAUGUCAUGGUGGAAGGAAUGUAGAGAGGUGCCACUAAAUGUAGAUGAUGCACCCUUUAGAAAAUAUUUUGCAAGUCUCAUUACA